AUGGCUAUCUUCUCUGACUUCUUAGAAAAGACCGUUGAAGUCUUCAUGAACGAUUUCUCAGUCUUUGGAGACUCAUUCCAAUCAUGCCUAGAUAAUUUGGAGGCCAUCCUCACUCGAUGCGAGGAAACAAACCUUGUGCUGAAUUGGAAAAAAUGUCACUUCAUGAUGACUGAAGGAAUUGUCUUAGGCCACAAAGUAUCCAAGGCUGGGUUAGAAGUAGAUGAAGCCAAGAUAGAUGUCAUAGCAAAACUUCCACCAUCAUCGAAUGUGAAAGCUUUACGAAGUUUUCUAGGGCAUGUUGGCUUCUAUCGAAGGUUCGUUAAAGGAUUCUCUCAAAUUGCGCGGCCUCUAAGCGCAUUACUAGAGGCAAACCGACCCUAUGAUUUUAAUGAAGACUGCUGUGACGUGUUUGAAACAUUGAAAUAUGCGUUGACGACAGCUCCGGUAUUAAUAGCACCAAAUUGGACGUAG
Molecule: messenger RNA, 471 nt
Organism: Benincasa hispida (wax gourd)
Lineage: Eukaryota; Viridiplantae; Streptophyta; Magnoliopsida; Cucurbitales; Cucurbitaceae
Source: RefSeq, a predicted model, not a curated record